GAUCCAGCCAGCAAAUGCAGCAGCUCUCUAUAUUAUCAUUAUCAUCAUCCUCGAGUGCUUUGCAUUCUCCAGACAUUCAGCGAAUUCAGAUCAUACGAUACCACAUCGAAGAGCUCGUUCCACGACCCAACGGUCGACGACGACCGGUGACCAAUACUUAAAUACUCACCAUAUUUCUCUACCUAACCUUACCUCUCUACCACACUUCGACUUACCACAACAAACACUUCCCAUAAUCACUUACCGUUCAACAUGAACGGAGCACAGUUUACAGACAGAGCAAACAAGGCUCUGCUAGAUUGCAGUAAUCUAGCAGAGCAGUACGCCCACUCACAGAUUCUCCCCGUCCACCUGGCAGUCGCCCUGCUGAACCCCUCACCAGAAGAUGCAGAGGGGCAGGUAGUAGGUGCACCUUCAGACGGUGCGCCCUCCCUCUUCAAGCAGGUUGUCGAGCGGUCGCACGGCGACACUCAGCUGCUCGAGCGAUCAUUGAUGAAACAGCUCGUCCGGCAACCCAGCCAGGAUCCCCCACCAGAGCGUGUUGGACUCUCCCCCGCGCUCGCCAAGACGAUCCGCACAGCAACAGAGCUGUCCAAGACGCAAAAGGAUAGCUAUGUCGCUGUCGACCACCUUAUCCAGGCCGUCGUUCAGGACCAGCAGGUCCAGCGAGCCCUGGCAGACGCCAACAUCCCCAACGUGAAGCUUAUUGACCAGGCCGUGCAGCAGAUCCGCGGUACGAGACGGGUCGACUCGAAGACAGCCGAUGCAGAGGGCGAGAACGAGAACCUGAAGAAGUUCACCAUUGAUAUGACCGCUAUGGCCCGGGAGGGAAAGAUCGAUCCCGUGAUUGGCCGUGAAGAAGAGAUCCGCCGAGUUAUUCGAAUCCUCAGCCGAAGAACCAAAAACAACCCUGUCCUCAUCGGUGAACCUGGUGUCGGUAAGACGACCGUCGUCGAAGGUCUUGCCCGCCGCAUUGUCAACGCUGAUGUCCCCGCCAACUUGGCUCAGUGCCGGCUGCUGUCGCUGGACGUCGGUUCGUUGGUGGCUGGAUCCAAGUACCGUGGUGAAUUCGAAGAGAGAAUGAAGGGUGUUCUCAAGGAGAUCGAGGAGGCCAAGGAUAUGAUCGUUCUCUUCGUAGAUGAGAUCCAUCUGCUGAUGGGCGCUGGUUCUUCGGGAGAGGGUGGAAUGGAUGCGGCCAACCUGCUGAAGCCCAUGCUGGCCAGGGGUCAACUCCACUGCAUUGGUGCUACAACCCUGGGAGAAUACCGCAAGUACAUCGAGAAGGAUGCUGCUUUCGAACGACGAUUCCAGCAGGUCUUGGUCAAGGAGCCUUCGGUUCCCGAAACCAUCUCCAUUCUCCGUGGUCUUAAGGAGAGAUACGAAGUCCACCAUGGUGUCAACAUCCUCGACGGCGCCAUUGUCGCUGCUGCAAACCUGGCUGCUCGAUACCUGACCUCGAGAAGGCUCCCUGACUCCGCUGUUGACCUGAUUGAUGAGGCGGCCGCCGCUGUCAGAGUGACUCGUGAAUCCGAACCCGAGGCUCUGGACACCCUUGAGCGGAAGCUGCGUCAGCUCCAGAUUGAGAUUCAUGCUCUGGAGCGCGAGAAGGACGAAGCCUCCAAGACCCGUCUUGAGGCGGCUAAGCAGGAAGCUGCCAACGUCACAGAGGAGCUCCGCCCACUCCGUGAGAAGUAUGAAAACGAGAAGAAGCGCAGCAAGGAGAUCCAGGACGCCAAGAUCAAGCUGGACUCCCUCAAGGUCAAGAGAGACGAGGCAGAGCGUCUGGGCGACACUCAGACGGCCGCCGAUCUCGAGUACUACGCUAUCCCCGAGACCAAGUCGCUCAUCGAGCGUCUCGAGGCGGAACGCCAGAAGAUCGAAAACGAGAACCGUUCUCGCCAGGGCGAGGCGGGAGAGGCACUACUUGCAGAUGCUGUCGGUCCCGACCAGAUCAACGAGAUCGUCGCCAGAUGGACUGGUAUCCCUGUAACCAGGCUCAAGACCACCGAGAAGGACAAGCUGCUCAAUAUGGAGAAGCACCUCGGAAAGCUUGUCGUUGGUCAGAAGGAAGCCGUUACCUCAGUGUCCAAUGCCAUCCGGUUGCAGCGAUCUGGCCUCAGCAACCCGAAUUCGCCGCCUAGCUUCUUGUUCUGCGGUCCUUCCGGUACUGGUAAGACACUGCUGACCAAGGCGCUGGCCGAGUUCCUCUUCGACGACCCCAAGGCCAUGAUCCGGUUCGACAUGUCCGAGUACCAGGAGCGACACUCCCUGAGCCGGAUGAUUGGUGCGCCUCCAGGAUACGUCGGCCACGAUGCUGGUGGUCAGCUGACGGAGAACCUGCGCCGUCGUCCAUUCUCUAUUCUCUUGUUCGAUGAGGUUGAGAAGGCUGCCAAGGAGGUGCUUACCGUCCUGCUGCAGCUCAUGGACGACGGACGGAUUACUGAUGGCCAAGGCCGCAUUGUUGACGCGAGAAACUGCAUUGUCGUCAUGACAUCGAACUUGGGUGCCGAAUUCCUGGCUCGCCCGACUACCAAGGACGGCAAGAUCGAGCCUCAGACCCGUGAGCUCGUCAUGGGAGCCCUGCGCGACUACUUCCUGCCUGAGUUCCUCAACCGUAUCUCCAGCAUCGUCAUCUUCAACCGCCUCACCAGAACGGAGAUCCGGAAGAUCGUCGACCUCCGUCUUGGCGAAAUCCAGCGCCGUCUCGAACAGAACGACAAGAAGAUCAAGAUCGAAUGCACCGAGGAAGUCAAGGACUACCUCGGACAGGCCGGUUACUCGCCUGCCUACGGUGCUCGUCCUCUGUCGAGACUUAUUGAGCGUGAGGUCCUCAAUCGUCUGGCCGUCCUUAUCCUGCGUGGCAGCAUCAAGGAUGGUGAAGUGGCUCGUGUGGUCAUGAAGGAAGGACGGAUCGACGUGCUGCCGAACCACACGGGAGUCGAGUUGGAAGAUGAAGAGAUGGUUGAUGAAGAUGAAGCACUGGCCGAAAUUGAGGAGAACAGUGCCGAUAUGGAUCUCUACGAGUAAACGGAUCUCGAAGAAAAAAGUCGCAGCUGAUGAAUAUUAUGAAGAAAUUGCGAGCACAAAAGCGGAUGUUAAUGAUGAAUAAGCAUGAGCAUGGCGUUGGAGGUUCCAAGUAUCUGUUUUAAUGGGGGUGAUGUAAUCUUCUUCCUUGCAUGUAUUUACAUAGUACAUUUUUGGGGGUUCUUCCAUUUCCAACACGAAUACGGGGAAUGAAUACAGACAAGAUCAUUAACAAAAUAUCAAUGUCCCUUCCGAUUAUACAGCGUAAUCUUCGCAACUUUUCUAUCUUGCAGAUCCUGUAGGCUAGACACCGUCAUAGUUC
Paecilomyces variotii is the source of this 3346-nucleotide messenger RNA. Its product is annotated as P-loop containing nucleoside triphosphate hydrolase protein. Gene Ontology annotation, biological process: cellular response to heat. The transcript has a single exon. Gene Ontology annotation, molecular function: ATP binding; ATP hydrolysis activity. The coding region runs from base 253 to 3027 and encodes 924 amino acids. The record is from RefSeq and is a predicted model, not a curated record. Gene Ontology annotation, cellular component: cytosol; cytoplasm. NCBI's taxonomy places the organism in Eukaryota, Fungi, Ascomycota, Eurotiomycetes, Eurotiales, Thermoascaceae.